Molecule: messenger RNA, 4057 nt
Organism: Erinaceus europaeus (western European hedgehog)
Lineage: Eukaryota; Metazoa; Chordata; Mammalia; Eulipotyphla; Erinaceidae
Gene: FAM184A
Product: family with sequence similarity 184 member A
Exons: 18
Coding region: 346-3789 (1147 amino acids)
Source: RefSeq, a predicted model, not a curated record
CCGAGUGCUGGGAGGGAGCGGGACCUGCGCGGCCACGCUGCCCACGACGCCUCGGCCAGGCGCCAUCUGACGAGCGAGCGGGGCGGCCGGGCACCCACCGCCGGCCCCGGGGCGUCUGUCUGCCCGGCGCAGGUGGCGCCCACGGCCUCGGGCUCGUGGGGGCGCCCCGUCUCUGCCCCGGAGAGGGGGAGAGGCGGGGGUUCGUGACCGGGAAGACGCCCCCCGGCGGUCGGGUGUGCAGGUGGCCGGCCCGGCUCGCGGCUCCCAGACGACGUUGCUCCGGGGGCCGCCGGCUCCUGCGCCCCAGCGCGGGGUCCCGGGCCCUGGCGGGGGUCUGCCGGGAAGAUGGCGACCCCGGGCAUGAGCUGGCAGCAGCACUACUACAGCGGCUCGGCGGCCAAAUUCUCGCCCUCGGCGGCCGCGGCGCAGCAGGCGGGACACAGCCUGGACUACAGCCCGGACCUGCACCUGAAAAUGAGCAAGAAGAUCGCGCAGCUCACCAAGGUGAUUUAUGCUUUGAACACGAAAAAUGAUGAGCAUGAGUCUGCAGUUCAAGCCCUCAAAGAUGCUCAUGAAGAAGAAAUCCAACAAAUACUUGCAGAAACAAGAGAAAAAUUAUUGCAAUAUAAGAGCAAAGUAACAGAAGAGUCAGACCUUAAGAAAAAAAUUCAAGCUUUAGAAACAUCAUUAGAAGAGCACAGAAAGAUGAAGGAACAAGCUUUGACAGAAUUUGAAGCUUAUAAGCACAGGGUUGAAGAUAUGCAGCUUUGUGCAGAAGCUCAGCAUGUCCAACGCAUUGUAACCAUGUCUAGAGAGGUUGAAGAGAUUAGAAGGAAUUUUGAGGAACGAUUAAAAAGUUUCGGACAACUCCAAGUACAGUUUGAAAAAGACAAGCGCUUGGCAUUAGACGAUUUAAGAGCCACUCAUAGAGAGGAAAUCCAAGAGUUGCUCAGAUCACAGCAGGAUCACAGUGCUUCAGUAAACAAAGGGCAGGAGAAGGUGGAGGAAAUGCACAGAGUGGAGGUGGAGGCCUUAAACAAAACACUUGAAGAGCUGAGACUUGAGCGAACGAAACUAAUUGAGGACUAUGAAAGCAAGUUGAAUAAAGCUCAGUCCUUUUAUGAACAUGAGCUUGAUACUUUGAAAAGGUCACAGCUUUUUACAGCAGAAAGCCUACAAGCUAGCAAAGAAAAGGAAGCUGAUCUUAGAAAAGAAUUUCAAGGACAAGAAGCCAUUUUACGGAAAGCCAUAGGAAAAUUAAAGACAGAGUUGCAGAUGGUUCAGGAUGAAGCUGGAAGUCUUCGAGACAAAUGCCAAAAGCUUCAGCUAGCACUUGUUACAGCAGAAAACAAUGUUCAGGUUCUUCAAAAACAACUUGAUGAUGCCAAGGUGGGAGAGAUAGCCUUAUUAAGCAAGCACAAGGAACUGGAAAGUGAGCUAGCAGCAUCCAGAGAAUGUUUACAGCAGCAAGCUUCAGAUCUUGUCCUCAAAGCUAGUCAUAUUGGAAUGCUGCAAGCAACUCAAAUGACCCAGGAAGUUACAAUUAAAGAUCUAGAGUCAGAAAAAUCAAGAGUCCAUGAAAGAUUAUCUCAGCUUGAAGAAGAAAGGGCUUUUUUGCAAAGCAAAACUCAAAGUCUUGAUGAAGAACAGAAGCAGCAGAUUCUGGAACUGGAAAAGAAAGUAAAUGAAGCAAAGAAUGCUCAGCAAGAAUAUUAUGAAAUGGAGCUUAAAAACUUGCAAAGUAGACUGGAAGGUGAGGUGGCUCAAUUAAAUGAAGCCCAUUCUAAGACUUUGGAAGAAUUAGCUUGGAAGCACCAUGUGGCAAUUGAAGCUAUCCAUAGCAAUGCAGCAAGAGAUAAAAAAAAACUGCAACUGGAAUUGGAGGAACAAUAUAAAAAAGAGAAAUUAAAUCUGGAAGAAGAUAAAAAUCAGCUUCAUCAAGAAUUAGAAAACCUGAAGGAAGAACUGGAAGGCAAACUGAAAACAGCCAAUCAAGAGAUUGGCCGCCUCCAAGAUCUGGUAAGAAAGAGUGAACAAGGUCUUGGCUCUGCCGAAGGAUUCAUUGCUAGUCUUCAGAGCUCACAAGAAAGGCUUCAGAAUGAGCUUGAUGUCACAAAAGGCAGGCUGAAGGAUACCAAGGAUGCUCUGUUAAAUGUUGAGGGUGAGCUAGAACAAGAAAGGCAACAGCAUGAAGAAACACUGGCUGCCAUGAAAGAAGCAGAGAAGCACAGAGUCAACAAAAUGGCCCAUGAUUUAGAAGUAAAAUGGACUGAAAAUCUUAGACAAGAAUGUUCUAAACUUCGUGAAGAACUAAGGCUUCAACAUGAAGAGGACAAGAAGUCAACAAUGUCUCAACUUUUGCAAUUAAAAGAGCGAGAGAAAAAUGCAGCCAAGGACUCAUGGCAGAAAAAAGUAGAAGACCUCCUAAACCAGAUUUCCUUGCUGAAACAGAACCUGGAAAUGCAGCUUUCCCAGUCUCAGACUUCUUUGCAGCAACUACAAGCCCAGUUUACACAAGAACGGCAACGACUUACACAAGAGCUAGAAGAAUUAGAGGAACAGCAUCAACAGAGACAUAAGUCUUUAAAAGAAGCACAUGUCCUUGCAUUUCAAACUAUGGAAGAAGAAAAGGAAAAGGAACAAAGAGCUCUUGAAAAUAAUUUACAACAAAAACAUUCCGCAGAGCUUCAAUUAUUAAAAGAUGCACACAGAGAGUCAAUGGAGGGCUUCCGGGUAGAAAUGGAACAGGAACUUCAAACUCUACGGUUUGAAUUAGAAGAUGAAGGAAAGGCUAUGCUUGCUUCCUUACGCUCAGAACUAAACCACCAGCAUGCAGCUGCAAUUGAUUUAUUACGACAUAAUCAUCAUCAAGAAUUGGCUGCUGCUAAAAUGGAACUAGAGAGAAGCAUAGACAUCAGCAGAAAACAGAGUAAGGAGCACAUGUGUAGAGUAACAGAUCUACAAGAAGAAUUACGGCACAGAGAGCAUCACAUCUCUGACUUGGAUACGGAGGUUCAGCACCUUCAUGAAAAUAUAAGUGCCCUAACCAAAGAGUUGGAAUUUAAGGGCCAAGAAAUUCUCAGAAUACGAAGUGAAUCUAACCAACAAAUGAGGUUGCAUGAACAAGAUUUAAACAAGAGACUUGAAAAAGAGCUGGAUGUCAUGACAGCAGACCACCUCAGAGAGAAAAAUAUCAUGCGGGCAGAUUUUAAUAAGACUAACGAGCUACUCAAGGAAAUAAAUGCAGCUUUACAAGUGUCAUUAGAAGAAAUGGAAGAAAAAUAUCUAAUGAGAGAAUCAAAACCAGAAGACAUACAGAUGAUUACAGAAUUAAAAGUCAUGCUUACAGAAAGAGACCAUGUCAUAAAGAAACUAAUUGACGAUAAUAAAUUUUAUCAGCUGGAAUUAGUCAAUCGAGAAACUAACUUCAACAAAGUGUUUAACUCCAGUCCUACUGUUGGUGUUAUUAAUCCAUUGACUAAGGGACUAUCCUCACAUGUAUUAUUUUUAAUGCAGCAAAAGAAGAAGAAUGAUAAGUCACCAACAAACAGGUUUGUGAGUGUUCCCAAUCUAAGUGCUCUGGAAUCUGGUGGAGUGGGUAAUGGACAUCCUAACCGCCUGGAUCCCAUUCCUAAUUCUCCCAUCCACGAUAUUGAAUUCAACAGCAGCAAACCACUUCCACAGCCAGUACCACCCAAAGAGCCCAAGACAUUUUUGAGUCCUCCUCAGAAUGAAGCUUCUCCAGAUCCCCAACGCCAGGAGUGGUUUGCCCGCUACUUCACAUUCUGAAAGAAUUGUGUUGGCACACCUCUGUGUGGACUGUUACGAGCAUGAUCUUAAACAGUUUGUUAUGUGAAGAGGCUAUCCGAUGUUAAACACUGUGAAUGAGAAAGUAUUUGUUUCUCCAAUUUUUGCACUGUAAUUCCUGUGAUGCCUAUUGGAAUCUCUCUAAAAGGUACUAUGGUACAUGUAUAACUAUUAACAGUUAUUUUUAUUUGAGAUGGGAGAGUCUUUAACCUUUGUAAUUACUGCAUAAUAAAUUUUGUUAGAACAAACA